UAACUCUCUCACUUUCCUUGUCUUUCUCUUCUGCUCAACAGACACCUGUUUUUUAUGCAUGUGAAAGAGGAUCUGCAUCGUGGACAUCUGCGGAUGUGCUCGGAGCAGGCCGAAGAGCUCAGCUCUCUCCUGGCCCAGGCCGAGUUCGGUGACUAUAACCAGAACACAGCCAAGUACUGGUACACUGAACUCUGUGGCACAGAGCCAAACCAAGCCACCAUCAACAGUAUCAUAGCCAAGCACAAGGCUCUAGAGGGUCUGAGUCAGGCGUCGGUGGAGUACCAGGCCCUGCAGCUGGUGUCGUCUCUGGAGCAUUAUGGGGUGGAGUGGCACUGGGUGCGGGAUGCUGAAGGACAGAGGUUGGCUAUCGGAGUGGGACCAGACGGUAUCGCUAUCUGCCGAGAGGACUUCAGCCUGGUUAACAGGAUAUCUUAUCCCAUAAUACAAAUUGCCACGCAAUCAGGGAAGAGCGUUUACUUGACUGUCACCAAGGAAACCAGCGACAGUGUGAUCCUGCUGUUCAAGUUAAUCAGUAAUCGAGCAGCCAGCGGUCUGUAUCGGUCCAUCACAGAGACGCAUGCAUUUUACAGGUGCGACACGGUAACAAACGCCGUCAUGAUGCAAUACAGCCGUGAUUUCAAGGGUCACCUGGCUUCACUUUUCCUCAAUGAGAACAUCAACCUGGGCAAGAAGUAUGUAUUCGACAUUCGGCGGACCUCCAAGGAAGUGUACGACUACGCCAGGCGCGCACUGUACAACGCCGGUAUCGUGGACAUGAUGUCGAGGCCGGGGGAGCGCACUCCGUCGUCCCGCUCGCCGUCCCCUUACCAGGAGGGGGCACUGGACUGCGGGGGCUGCCAGCAGAGCCGCUUGCUGCAGGAGAAGCUGCAGAAACUGCGGGAGGCGCUGCUGUGCAUGCUGUGCUGCGAGGAAGAGAUCGACGCCGCCUUCUGCCCCUGCGGUCACAUGGUGUGCUGCCAGAACUGUGCUGAACAGCUGCAGUCAUGCCCAGUGUGUCGUUCAGAGGUUGAACAUGUCCAGCACGUCUACUUGCCUACGUGCACCAGUCUGCUCAACCUGACCAUCGGCAGCGGCGGCGACAACAGCCCCGAACCCAUCCACCGAGGCAUGGCCUCCCACACCUGCACUACCAACGACUACAACGCCACUGAGAAGAUCUACCAAAACUAAGCUUGCCUGCCUCUCUUCCACAGGACUUUGAGUUCAGUUAACACGGUGAACGACUGCGAGUCAGAGCGCCGCGCCGGUUGGGUUGCUCUCCAAUGGUUUCAAAAACAUCAAUUCUUUAAGGAGCUCUUUUGUUGUUUAUGAAUGUUUGUCUCUUAAAAUAAUUGUCAGUUGAUCUGAUAAAUGUACUUUUGAGUGUGUUUUUUUU
Messenger RNA from Sinocyclocheilus grahami, 1396 nucleotides. Its product is annotated as E3 ubiquitin-protein ligase MYLIP-A-like. NCBI's taxonomy places the organism in Eukaryota, Metazoa, Chordata, Actinopteri, Cypriniformes, Cyprinidae. The transcript has 5 exons. Gene Ontology annotation, biological process: ubiquitin-dependent protein catabolic process. The record is from RefSeq and is a predicted model, not a curated record. Gene Ontology annotation, molecular function: ubiquitin-protein transferase activity. Bases 55 to 1191 code for a protein of 378 amino acids. Gene Ontology annotation, cellular component: cytoskeleton.